AUGGAUAAACCUAGCACUAGCCGUCAAUCGAUUGAUAAGGUGGAAAUAUUUGAAGUCCGCGAACAUGUGCCAUAUCAAGCAGAAGUUACAAGAGCACCGGUGGCAUAUGAUGAAGAAAGUGGUGACACUUAUAACAGUUCUUCCUGGAGUUCAGCUUGGAGAGCCAUUUGCCAGCUGGUCAAUCUUCUUCAUCACAUGCAGAUAGCCAUUGUAGUGUUCUGCUUAUGGCGUUUUGCGUUAACCUCCCAGCCAAAUGGAUCGAUCACGAAUUUGCAACUUCAUAUUGUUUUUGCGGGGACCGGUUACCAACUAUUCCUGGUCGAAUCUGUGCUCACAUUGCACAGACACAACUCCUGGUCAUUUCAGUUGCGUCAGGACAGUAAAAGGAUAAUUCACGGCUGUCUCCAGCUAGUUGGUUCGCUUUUCGUCAUGGCGGGAACGUUUCUAGCAUUAUCAGAAGUUAAAAUGGUGAUCAACACAGCCCAUGGAAUUUGCGGAGUCAUCGCUCUAACAUUUACCCUCAUAAGCUUCGUGUCUGGGAUUCUAGCAUUGUUUUCGUCAAAAAUACGAUUAAUGGUAAAAAGUGGUCCUGUCAAAAUUCUUCAUAUAGCUGUGGGACUGUUUGCAGUAACUAUGGGUCUUGUCACUAUGAUUAUGGGCUUCAAUAUGGCUUACUUCAGCGCUACGCAAGGAGACCUGGCCACAGCUUUGAUGGUUUUCGUUUGUAUUAUUCUAAUUUACGUGAUAGUUCAGCCUAUUCUUGAUUUGAUAUCAACAGCGAGGAACACCUUGUGA
This is a messenger RNA of Danaus chrysippus (African queen), 795 nucleotides long. The record is from the annotation of a GenBank genome assembly. NCBI's taxonomy places the organism in Eukaryota, Metazoa, Arthropoda, Insecta, Lepidoptera, Nymphalidae.